This is a messenger RNA of Exophiala bonariae, 2124 nucleotides long. RefSeq lists its product as uncharacterized. The coding region runs from base 1 to 2124 and encodes 707 amino acids. The transcript is spliced from 2 exons. The record is from RefSeq and is a predicted model, not a curated record. Lineage: Eukaryota; Fungi; Ascomycota; Eurotiomycetes; Chaetothyriales; Herpotrichiellaceae. Gene Ontology annotation, cellular component: nucleus; HULC complex. Gene Ontology annotation, molecular function: ubiquitin protein ligase activity.
AUGGAUGAGCGUAAAAGACCUAGUCCAUAUGAUCAGGUUGAAUCCGCUCCUCCUCUGAAAAAGCACCAGUCUUCUGCCAAUGGCGCCUCCAAGGCUCAUAAAGAUGACGAUAUGCCUUGGAAGGAUGACCUCGAGAGGUUUCAGAAAGAUGCCAUCUACCGACAAAUGCAAGAGUAUAGAAGAGAAAAGAACACACUCGAGACACAACUGAAAGAGAUGCGAAAAAAGACAAGAUAUCACGACGAUCAUCUUCGAAUCAUUGAUUCUUGGUUUCAGCAAGUGGUUGACGAGAUCAAACUUGUUUCUAAAGGGAAUGAUGAAGAUGUAGACAUGGAGUCUGCGCCACUCCCCUCUUCACUGCUUUUCUCCGAUCUUGAACACUUUGAAGAACAUCUGCGCAGCCGCUCACGGGAAAUCAAGACUGUUAUAUCGCGUUUAUUCGCGCCUUCUCGCUCCUAUACGUCGGAUGUCACAGAGCUUCAAUCCAAAGUGUCUCGGUUGUUGGCCGAGGAGAAAAGUCACGUGGCCGACUUGUCCAGGUUACAUGCUGAAAAAGAGGAUCUCGAGAAUCGACUAGAAAAUGCAUCCUUGCGAUACAUGAUGGCAGAGAAGAAAAUCGACAGGGCCAAGAGCGUCACGGUAGCUAAACUCGAAAAGCAGGCUUUACUGGGUGCUACAAAAACGUCAACAGAAGAAAGCGGUCAGGUCAAGCGUGAAGAUAGCGCGGCCAAUGGAACCAGCGACAAUUCGGAAGAGCUCGCCGAGUUAGAGAAGGAAAUGAACAAGACCGUAGCAGCUUCCGAGAAACAGAAGCAGCACCUUGACCGAUUGGAGGAGGAAAACGCCAAGCUUACUGCUCAAUUGACGGAGCUUUCGACCAAAUCAACGCUAUUAAGCGACGAAGAUUACGCCAAAACUGAAUUGUUCAAGCAACUCAAAUCUCAGCAUGAAGACGUGAUCAAAAAGAUCAAUAACCUCGAAGCCACAAAUGUGGAGCUGAGGGAGGAGGCACAGAAGCUACGAGCGGAACGAACGGUUUUCCAGACACAACUGGAAAACGAAUCUCGAAAUAUACUCGCCGAAAAGGAGUCACUUCUUACUACAACAGAAGCUACAUUGACGAGGAUCCGACACAACAGAGAUGAGCUUCUAGCAGACCAAGCGGUCAAGAAGGCCACUCUGGAUGAAUAUCAAGAGGCUAGGAGAAAGAUUGAGGAUCUCCUUUCGGCGCAACAAGAUCGCAUCCAGGCCUUUGAAUCCGAAAAUGAACGCUUGGCGGCGGCAUCUAGUGGCAUGGCAGUGGAUAAUACAGAAUUAGAGUCUCUAACUGUUGAAGAUCUGCGAGCAAAGUUCACCGAGCUGUCGAGGAGUAACGAUCUUCUAAAAGUUGAACUUGGGUCGAUGUCAACCGCCUUCACAAAAGCAUCGAAAAUUGCAAGUCAGAAAGUUUCAGAUUUUGCGAUUCUCGAAGAAAAAGUGGUGCGAUUGUCAGCGGAGAAAGCCAAAGCAGACCAAAAAUAUUUCGCGGCCAUGAAAAGCAAGGACACCCGGGAUGGUGAAAUCCGGACACUUCGAUUGCAAAAUUCCAAGUCUGGUGAGGCUGUUUCUAGCUUGAAAGAAGCAGAGGCAGCCAGUCGGGCACUUUUGACAACAUUGGAAAAGCAAUUGUCUGAAUUGAAAGAAGUAAUAGUAACUAAAACAAACGAACUUCGAACGGUGCAGCAGCAGAAUAUCACCCAAGGAAUGGAGGUGUCCCGACUUCAGGCCCAGGUGACUGAGUUGAAAGGUCUGCUGUCCACAAAAGACGCCAAGCUCGCCACAACCUUGAGUCUGGGUCGAGCAGCCGAAGUCGAAGUCGAAGAACUGAAAUCGUCUCUUAAGGAUACUCGAAGAAACUUGGAUUCCUGGAAAAACAAGAGUGGACAAUCUGAACAAUAUGAGAUGCUCCGCCAAGUUGCGUAUUGCAACAUUUGCAAGCGGGCGUUGAAGAAUACGGUCAUCAAAACCUGUGGACACACCUUCUGCAAUGACUGCGUCGAGGAGAGGCUGACGAGCCGGUCAAGAAAAUGUCCCAAUUGUGGAAAGAGUUUCGGAAGCAAUGAUCAUAUGCGAAUCACUCUUUGA